AUGAGUGCGCAGGAACCGCCGGUACCUCCGGUGGUAGCGAAUUCGUUUCGUUUGUCAUCGGAGAGACUUAUGGCACCGGAUGAAGGCCAUGAUCAGAUCUCAAUGACUUCCUCGCAGAGGGUUAAACAUGGGGGCGGAUUCAAGAAGGGACUUGGGUUGGAGAAGAUUGCGAGGAGGAGUUUGGGCUUGAUCAUGCUUACUAUAACGGUCUUUUUGUGGACGAGUUCGAAUUUUCUUGCCAGUUACAUCUUUGCAGAUAAUACAUAUUCCAAACCAUACUUUGUAACAUACAUCAAUACCUCCUUCUUCGCCAUGUCGCUACUUCCUAUAUUUCUGCGCUUAGUUCACAAACAUGGCAUGGCACAUAUAAAACAAUCUACAAUCGAAUACUGGCAAGGUCGAGGAGAUGGCUACUCCGGCGUAGGAAGCAAAGCAGGAAACGGCGACGAAGAAGCUGAAGAUCCCAUGUCAGCCUCCCAAACCCGUCUACUCGUAGACGAAAACGACAAUGGCCCAGCCCUCAGCAUGUCGGGAGACCCAAGUCCCCCAGAAGAAGGCCAACUCAGCGUCCCAGAAACCGCACGGCUAAGCUUGGAAUUCUGCUUCCUCUGGUUCAUCGCCAACUACUUAGUCGCCGCGUGCCUAGAAUACACAAGCGUAGCGAGUUCCACGAUCCUCACCUCCAUGAGCAGUAUCUUCACCCUCAUAUUCGGCGCCCUCCUUCGCGUCGAAGCAUUCUCCUACAAAAAACUCAUCGGAGUCCUCGCGUCCCUCACUGGCAUCGUCCUCAUCUCCCUCGUCGAUCUUUCCGGCAAAGACAACGACGAAAACCGCGGCGACUUCCCACAUAAAUCACACACAGAAAUUGCUAUUGGAGAUGGGAUGGCGUUUGGAAGUGCGGUUAUGUAUGGUAUCUACGCCAUUGUCAUGAAAAAGCGAAUCGGGAAUGAAGAUCGUGUGAACAUGCCAUUAUUCUUCGGCUUGGUGGGGUUAUUUAAUUGCAUGCUCCUCUGGCCCGGAUUCUUCAUUUUGCAUUUCACGGGUGUAGAGAAAUUCCAGAUGCCGCCUACGAGUAAGAUCUGGAUUAUCGUACUCGCCAACUCAGCAUCCUCAUUCAUCUCAGACUACUGCUGGGCCUACGCCAUGCUCCUCACCACCCCCCUCGUCGUCGCCGUCGGCCUCAGCAUGACCAUCCCGCUCUCCCUGAUCGGCCAGAUGAUCCUCAGCUCCCAGUACUCGAGCGCGUUGUAUUGGGUUGGUGCCUGCAUCGUCCUUCUUAGUUUCUUGUUUGUGAACCAUGAGAGUAAGGAUGAGGAGGUGGGGAAGGAGGAGGUGGAGAUGGGUGGGGGGGUGUAG
This is a messenger RNA of Glarea lozoyensis ATCC 20868, 1356 nucleotides long. Its product is annotated as Multidrug resistance efflux transporter EmrE. Gene Ontology annotation, biological process: regulation of peptide transport. The transcript has 3 exons. Bases 1 to 1356 code for a protein of 451 amino acids. Lineage: Eukaryota; Fungi; Ascomycota; Leotiomycetes; Helotiales; Helotiaceae. Gene Ontology annotation, cellular component: membrane. The record is from RefSeq and is a predicted model, not a curated record.